Messenger RNA from Aureobasidium musti, 390 nucleotides. Lineage: Eukaryota; Fungi; Ascomycota; Dothideomycetes; Dothideales; Saccotheciaceae. The record is from the annotation of a GenBank genome assembly.
AUGAACGAGCGUAACACCGAGAUUGAAGAGCUUCGCCAAACUGGCUCCGAAAACACAACUACUAUCGCCCGCCUUACAAAGCUCAACGCAGCCCUCAAGGAGAAGUUCAGACUCUAUGUUCGCGACUCCACCGCUACCGUGCAGGCCAUGCACGAGGAUAUGGAGCAAGCCGUUCUCUCCGCAUCAGCUAAGAGUGGUGAACUGCGUGAGGUUGGCCGUCGUGUGCUUGAAGAGGUCGAGGCCAUGGACACUGUUUCAGAGAUGGUCACUGUUGCCAGUUCGUCAUCUGCUGCCAACCCUCGUGUUCAGCAUCUCAAGCAAAGCCGUCGCAACCGUCGCCAAUACGACUCUGGCAUCGGUGUUGACGAGGACUCUCUGCUCGAAGAGUAA